Messenger RNA from Dracunculus medinensis (Guinea worm), 993 nucleotides. Lineage: Eukaryota; Metazoa; Nematoda; Chromadorea; Rhabditida; Dracunculidae. The record is from the annotation of a GenBank genome assembly.
AUGAUGUCUAACGUGAGCUGCAAUAAUGCGUAUGACGAUGCGGGAAGGGGCAAUUGUCGUCAUCCGAAUGACACGAAUUCAUUCAAAAAAACGAGUUUAGGGCGAAUCACUUCGCUUUCUGAAAAAAAUACACAAAGUUUUAACGAAUCUACAUUGCAAAAUUCGAUUCCUAUUCCCAGUAUGGAAUGGGUGCAAUCGUUAAUCGCUCAUGAAGUUCGCGGUUCGGACGAUUUUUCUUUCGAAAACAAUCAAGUUAGUGCUUCCUUAUUUUAUGGAUCAGCAUGUAAAUACCCUACUGAAAUGGUUGACUUACCGCCAAAUAAGUCUCAUUAUUGGUUUGAACAGAAUGCGGAUGUGAAUUCUGUUCCUAAGGAAACUAGCGUGAAUUGCCAUUCAAAUCAAGGUCAGCCGUUGCAAUCGAUUGUUUUGCCUCCACAGAACUACGACCAAAAUUUUAUUUCAAGCUAUCAUAAUGCAUAUCAGUUAAAACGAAACUGGUCUUUACCACAUUAUGCGCAAUCGGCAAAGGAUUAUGCUAUGCAGAAUUUUGCACAUCCCUUAUUUCUUCCGGAUCAACGACAAUUUUUAAAAUAUUCUUCAAAUCCGAAAGACAAAUCCGAAUGUGAUUUGCAAGCAGUGACAUCGAAAUGUCUUGAGUUCCAAGAAAAUCUUGCGAACGAAAUAGCUGGAAAUUAUUCAUCAAAUAAUCGAAACUGCUGGAAGGAUCCUCAUCGUUGUCUUCGCAUAAAUCCAUCUCAAAAUUCAAAUCGGUCGUUAAGUCAGCCACUAACGUCCGACGGCGAAAUUAUAAAAUAUACUGCUGCAGGAACUGCUCCAGCUUUAUCGGCUUAUAAAAGCGAUUUUGAUGAAGUGGCAUUAUGUUCCUCAACAUCAUCUGGUUCUGCGCAUACUUAUAGAGGCCAACCAGUUUUUACAUUUCCUGAUAAUGAAGCAAUGUUGUCAAACGGAAGUGUGUUCCAGACUUGGCCUUAG